Fulvia fulva is the source of this 2436-nucleotide messenger RNA. RefSeq names its product Meiosis protein mei2. Bases 1 to 2436 code for a protein of 811 amino acids. The record is from RefSeq and is a predicted model, not a curated record. Gene Ontology annotation, molecular function: nucleic acid binding. Lineage: Eukaryota; Fungi; Ascomycota; Dothideomycetes; Mycosphaerellales; Mycosphaerellaceae. The transcript has 4 exons.
AUGUCGCGUGUUGCUACUCCCGCCGGCCAGAAGAUGAAGGCCAACAACAGCGUCACCUACCCAGCCGUCUCCAGCAAGGGCAGCGACGGCGGUGUAUUGCUUACUGACAACAUUCGCCAGCUGUCUCUCAGCAACGGCAACGCAUCCAUUUCGGCAGGCUCACCAGCCGUCACCCAAGAGGGCAGCUCUAAGGGCUUCACCCGCACAUCCACCCACUCGCAAGCAGUUGGCAUGCACUCAGCCGCAACUCCAUUCAUGCCAGGUGGCCAGUCUUCUUACUCCAGUGGUCCUCUUGCCCAAGUCUCCAAGUCCAAGCCGUCUCCAGUCUCCAUGCUGGCACGUGACAGCCAGCCAGACGGUCCCACCAUCGUGGAGAGCACCCCUAAGCGGGACAGCUACGUCGAUGGCUUCAACCAAAAGGCCGUUGGCGACGAAUCGCCCCGCGAGACCACUCCCGAGCAAGUUGAGCCUGUCGUCCGUUUCACGAGCGACACCGUGGCCGUCUACGGCAGUCACUUCGUCAAGGUCGUCAAGGUUGAGCAGGCCACCUUCGCCAAGCUCAUGGACACCUUGGACAGCGAUUAUCACUGGCAGACCAAGUUGCUUGGCCAGAGAUCUGACCACGCCGACCCAAGCAAGAAGUACGUGACGCUCUACUUCUGCUUCGAUGACCUGAGCGACGCGAAUGCGGCGUUCGACGACAUGUCUGUCGUCGCCAACGAUCGUUGGGCUCCAUCUCACGUCCUCCACGACGAGUAUGCUGCUGCUCCCGAUGGCGAUCAGGCCGAGAUUGGCAGAUACGACGGCCAGGUGUGCUUCGAGGCCACCUUCGACGACGUUCUGAGCAACGUCAACAUGCCUAACAUCAAGGAUGUGGUGUACAAGCUCGCCUGUGACUUUGGUCACGUCAUCGCCAUGUCCGAUGUCUCUUCCCACGGAGCCAACAGCGUCAAGUUCCGCGUCGAGUACUCGAAGAUCACUGCCGCUCGCGAAGCUCUCCGAGCAGUGACCAACAGCCCGGUCAACCACGAGGAGUGGACCAUUCGUGCCAAGCCAUGGGGCUCGUUGACCAAGUAUGCCAACGGAGACUUUGUCCCAUACACCCCACACAAGCAGGUUGGAACGGCCUCCAACGCCGGCACCUACACCUCUCCAUCCGGCCGCACGACUUGGAAGGUCAUGCCCGAUGGCAACAAGGUCAUCUGCGCGCCAGCCAACACCGUCGCAAAGGUCCUGAACGCGCCAAGCGACCAGAUCACUCUAGUCUCACGUGACCGCUGGAUGUCUGAGCCCAUGCCAUUCACUCCAUACCACUACGACCCGACCUACCAGCCACGUGCACAGUCAUGGUCGGCCAACACUGCCACCGGUCCACGCUACGCCAACACCGAGACAGAGCCUCAGUGUGUCCGCGUCGACCGCAUCAACAACGGCAUGGACGUCCGCACCACCGUCAUGCUUCGCAACCUCCCCAACAAGUGGGGCGUCACCGAGUGGAAGCAGAUGCUUGACAAGUACACCUUCGGAAUGUACGACUUCUCAUACCUCCGCAUCGACUUCGGAAAUUCGUACAACGUCGGCUAUGGCUUUGUCAAUUUCACCGAGUCACGCUACAUUGGCAAUUUCCUCGACGCCUGGAUGGGCCAAGAGUGGGAGCCGGGCCACCAUCCGGAGAAGCGCGUGCAGUUGUCAUACGCCACCGUCCAGGGCUAUGACUGCCUUGUCGAGAAGUUCCGCAACUCAUCCAUCAUGGAGGAGUUUGAGGGCUACCGUCCCAAGCUUUGGUACACCCCCGACACCGCACCAGCUCCAGAGUACAUCGGCACUGAGAAGAAGUUCGAUCCACCGAACAACCGCACCAAGCAACAGCGCUCGCGUGAUAACGCCGGCCACAUCGGCCUGUACGCCCCACGCAGCGGUCAGCGUGGCCAGGACCGAGCUCGUCGCUCGAACUUCGAUCGCGGCACACCUCGCCAGCUGCAGGAGGAUGCUGCCUGGCACGCUCAUCAGGGACUCUUCAACCCUGCCUUCGGCUUCCAGCAGGGCGGCCAGUACAUCACCGGCGGCCCAGGUCCCGUCGGCGCCCCUCCAGCAAUGUACCCACCGGCCAUGUACGCACAGAAUGCUGCCUUCGCCCCGUACGGCAUGAGCUACCCGUACGCGCCCCAGCAGUACGGCGGCCCAACCUUCAUGCCAGCUCCAGGUGCCUACGGUCCAGGCUACGGCAACGGCGGCUUCGCUGGCUACGGUCCACGCAACCCAGCCAACAUGUCGCGCACCAUCUCCCGCGGUCGCCUCGCUGGCGGUCGCCCCCAGAACGUCACUCUCUCACGUGACUACGAGGUGCCUCGCGCCUUCAACGGUGGCGACCAGUACGCUGGCCCAGCUCAGUCCGCCAAUGGCGGCAACGGCUACCAGUAUGCCGGCCAGUACUGA